Molecule: messenger RNA, 1688 nt
Organism: Kockovaella imperatae
Lineage: Eukaryota; Fungi; Basidiomycota; Tremellomycetes; Tremellales; Cuniculitremaceae
Exons: 4
Coding region: 365-1423 (352 amino acids)
Biological process (GO): regulation of DNA-templated transcription
Molecular function (GO): DNA-binding transcription factor activity
Source: RefSeq, a predicted model, not a curated record
CUGAAUACCGGCGAUCGCCGCCUCGAGCCCAGCUGCCGCUGUCUUUCCUCAGCUGAUGACUUAAGCAAUUUGAUCAUCAAACAACUUACCUCAGCAAACAACCAAUCUCAUUCGCGCAUCCCGACGCCCUCCACUUUGACGGUCCAGCCGUGAACAGCAUAUCCCGUCCCAUAGCAUCAUCCAUCUAUCAGCUGUAGCACAGGCUCGCUUUUCGCCUCCCACGUAAGCUAUUUCACCACAAUGGGCUCUCCACCGCCUCCUUCGCUUGCGUCGUUGCUGGCUAUUCCGGGGGACGGACAGAUCAACACUGGCUCAGUUGAAGGUCAUGAUGAGGCAGAGUUGCUGAAUUACCUCAAAGAGCAGUAUGCGGCAGAAGAUGGUAAGAGGAGUCUUCAUCCAGGAGUAUCGACUGAUAACACGUCCAGUCGGGCUCGAAUCCUUGUCUUCGAACCGAGGCAAACAAUCUAUUGGUCGUUCCAACGGUAUAAAUCCUCCUAUUCCUCAGGUCAUUCGUCCCAGAUCGCUCUCACCGCCCGAUACUUCCGUCAAGAUUGAUCCUGCUCUGGCUGAGAUUGCGAGCCAAGCGCCAGCGGAGAACUUGCCCGAGAUCCCCGCUCCGAGCUUCUGGCUCCCAGAUCAUCAAGGUGACUAUGGAGCUCUUGGGGAGAUGGGAGGGAAGAGGAAAAAGUUGCCUCAUGAGAGAGCAGGCUGGAAAGAGAUGGACGAAGCUGGCCCGAGAAAACGAGGGCCAAGGAAGAAGGAUGCUUCUGCACCCAGUGGCAGUGCGGUUCCGGCGACUUCUGCGGGUACCACUGGGGAAAUGGACGAUGGUGCUGGUCAUCUUGAAAGAGAUCUGAUGGAGGCCCAUCGACAGAAUGGAGGGGAAGAGGAUGGAAUGUAUCAGACGAUGGGAUUGUACCCGACGACUGGGCUUGGAUCGUACGCUGCGACUCAACCGGAGGGAGGACAGUCUGGAGGUGAAGACGGAGAUCUGGACGAACAGGGAAAGAAGAGGAAGCGAGCGCCGUCAGAAGCAAAGGAGGCUCGGGCCGAACAGAAUCGAAGAGCUCAACAAGCGUUCCGCAGACGACGAGAAGAGAAGAUGAAAGGGCUCGAAGCUGCCGCAGCUGCGCUUGAGCCGACUCAAAGGAGACUCCAAGAGGUCGAGUCAAAGCUCAUUGAAGCGGCUCUGUCUCUUGAGGCAUCAAAGAUCCAGUGCCAAGCUUACCAGUCCGCUCUUCGAACCGUUGCUCAAGCUUCCGGAUACUCAAUCAUCACUGACGAAGGGACUUUGGCCAUCAAUUCAUCGAUGCAGACCAAGGCUGGUCUGAGUGAUGCGAAAGAGAUUGAUGCUGCGUGUGCGACCCUCGCUCGGCAGUCAAGAGAGCUUGCAAAGCAAAAUCGCAUCAGGAGGGGUUUCUAAAGGGCCAAUGAAGCAUUAUGCAGGGUCCUUCUAGAAAGGUUGUUAUUGGGAGCGAUUGGAUCUGUUAUUGUAUCAUAGAUGGAUGUGUUUGCGGCUUGAUAGGAGGUGGGUGACCGACGAACGAUGCCUGAGCUCGAGUAAGAUGUAUGUAGCUACUUGAUGAUCUGCCGGGGGAGUCAAGCUGGCUUCGCGAUGUUACCAUGGCGUCUUGCCCGGAAGGAAGUCCAGCAGCACAGCGGAUAGAUCGAACCCUGUGCCACGCGCC